Xenopus tropicalis (tropical clawed frog) is the source of this 1670-nucleotide messenger RNA. Its product is annotated as provisional ortholog of nicotinamide N-methyltransferase. Gene Ontology annotation, molecular function: methyltransferase activity; S-adenosylmethionine-dependent methyltransferase activity. The transcript is spliced from 3 exons. NCBI's taxonomy places the organism in Eukaryota, Metazoa, Chordata, Amphibia, Anura, Pipidae. The coding region runs from base 169 to 969 and encodes 266 amino acids. Gene Ontology annotation, biological process: S-adenosylmethionine metabolic process. The record is from RefSeq and is a predicted model, not a curated record.
UUUGCAUACUUAUUUGACAUGGCUUAGAGCAGCAGUGCUGUGCAGUCUUCCAAAACACUUUGGCUUUGUGCCUUUAAUUUUAUUGGAAACAAACUUUCUAGAAGCCACUCCCAGCUUUUAGACAGAGACUUGAAUAUCGGUCAUUUCAGCUGUGAGGAAACAAACAACAUGGGCAGUGACUUCACAGGCAAAGAUGUUUAUGAGGAGGAAUUUGAUCCUUGGAGUUAUUUAGAUACAUAUUAUAACCCAAUAUCAGGCCUUGUGACGAAGGAUGGUUUUUUGGAUUUUGCUUUAAAAAAACUUCAUGAGACAUUUACCAUGCAUGGAGUGAAGGGGGAAACACUUAUUGACGUUGGCCAUGGACCAUCAAUUUAUCAGGACCUUUCUGCAUGUGAAUCCUUCAGAGAGAUCAUUGGUGCUGACUACACUGACCGUAACCGGGAGUACUAUGAAAAAACACUGAGAAAUGAACCAGGAAUAUUUGACUGGACAAGUGUUAUACAAGCAGUCUGUGACCUGGAGGGAAAGGGUACAACAGUGGAAGAGAAGAGAGAAAAACUGAAAAAGACAGUGAAAAAAACUAUCAAAUGUGAUGUAACUAAAAGCAAUCCCGUGGCACCGCUGGUGUUGCCCAAAGCUGACUGUGUAAUGGCUAUUGCUUGUCUGGAAUCUGCCUGUAAAGAUCUGGAUAGUUAUUGUAAUGCCCUUAAUAACAUUUCAUCUUUGCUAAAAGUGGGGGGGUAUUUAAUAAUCUCUGAGGUUCUUAACUGUACCACUUACUUUUUAGGAGGCAAAAGGUUUUCUUGCCUAUCCUUAAAUGAGGAAUUUAUGAAAAGCGCUAUAACCAAUACCGGUUAUGCUAUAAUAGACCUGCAGGUUUUUCCCAGAAAGUAUGAUGAAGAGCAGUACAAUCUCUGUGAUUAUGACUCAACCAUAUUUAUUCUUGCAAGCAAACUGAGGGAUAUUUAGGUUGGAGAGGACGGUAUACAGUAUAUAACUGCUUAUGUCUAUUCUCUACCAAGGCUGAUUUCUUUAUAAUCAUAAAAAAGUCAUAAAAAAAUAUAAUAACAAUUCUGAACUCUAUUAAAUAAGAAUCAUUACUGCUCUAUUUAAAUUUCUCUAUGGGGCUGAUACAAGAAUGUUCAAAGUUCGUGCAUUCUUAAAUUGGCCCCUUUGCCAUUGUCACCUACUAAGAGUAAAAUUUUUUUUUUAACCUCUAUGCCCUUAAAUAGCAAUAGAUCUACUUUUCAAAGUACAAUAAUGGCACAUGGAAAAGUAGAUCCAAAGCAAGAAUGGCAAAUUAGAUAACAGCAAGAUAACUUCUAUCACUAUCAUUGAAUAAUUCUCUUGAUAAUUAUGUAGGUCUGCUUUGGAGAGCUAUGGUUACAGAAGAGUCCGUUUUAGAGAAGGCUUAUGUACUCGUUAAGUUUCCUAUUAAUUUUAUUUUAUUCUUUAACACAGAUUAAAGUAAUGAGGCAUUAUAUACCUGCGUUCAAAAUGAGCUUAAAAAAAAGUGUUUUCCUUUAAUAGUUUCAGUUUUUUGUUAUCUUUGUAUGAUUUGUAUCUUUGUUAUGUUUGUACUGAAGUAAGCAGAACUACAUGUUCAAAGUAACAGAACACAGUACAGGGUAGAAAAUCAUGUUUUGUCAUAAUUAAAAUUCAAAACAAUU